AAAAUAAACCAGUAUCACUCUUCAGCCUGGGAGAUUGUUUUGUGUGAAGGAAUUCUGAAGAAGAUCGGAGGAGGCAGGCAUCAGCAUUUGUUUCUUGGAGGGGGAUUCAAGCUGUGUUUUUGAUUUUGUCAGAUGACCAUUGUGUUUGUUAGCUGGUGACAUGUGAGUUCAUGGUUCUAGUUGAUGGCGUCAUCUGCAGAUUCGCCAAACACGCUUCGACAGCUGAGGGCAAAGGCGAUUUGGCUGGAACUUUUGCCUGGCAUUGAAGACUUCCUGGUGAAGACUCUUGCCGGGGAAAAUCUUUCGUCAGCUGCGGAGGAGAAGCGCCAGUACUUCGUCGAGCGUCUUGAUAUUCUCAAACUCCCACCUUCCAUCCCGCCACGACCUAACAGGAAGUCAUCAUCGGAGCUUGUAGAAGAGGAUGAAGCUCCUGUAGAGGAGGAAAACGACGUCACUGACACAUCUGAGCAGCCUAAAGACUUUGCAGCUUAUCAGCGAGAGAUCUCCCGUAACCUUCUGACAACCGUCGUCCCACCCACAGAGGUCUCGGACUCCGAAUCAGAACAGGGCGUGAAGGUUUACGAUGACAUUGACAUUGAAGAGCAUCUGGACCGACAAGACGAUGAAGACAAAGAUGAACAGGACCUGUAUGAGAUUCCAGUGGCUCGGCUCCAGCUGUCGGAAGAUAGUGCGGGUCAACAGUCAGGUGACCGAUCCAGUCUGGCCACUGCCGCCAGCCUGGAUGAACUUGCAGAGGAGGUGGCCGACAUCCCCGUACCCCCGCCCCUUCCACCUCGGCGCGACCGAGCUUCCUCCGAUCUGACCAGCUCCGGCGGGGGUGAAGACAAACCCCCAGAUCUCCCUGCCCGACCGCCUCCCAAGAUGGACGUCUAUGACAAGAGUGAUAAAUCUGAGAAGAGUGACAAGUCUGACCAUACAGAGUAUACUCUAGACGGCGGAGACAGCACCAGCUACGAGUCCUACGAUGAGGACAACCAGUACCAUGACGUGGAGCUCCUCAACAAACUCAACAUCAAGCUGCCAAAACGUCCCAAGAAAAAGUCCAACAAGCUGAAGAAGAAACUGAGCAAGUCCCGGUCGUCCUCCAGCUGGGAGAUAAAUGUCCCCUUCAAGAAGCUAGAGGACAUGGCUGUGUCAGGCGACCUCCAGUACAAGGGCAAGUUGUCGUGGACACGCAAGCUGGUUGCCCUCAGCAACGGCAACAUGGCUUGCUACAAGCCUGACAAGGAGACCAAGCCACAACUUGUGGUGCACCUAACGGGGUACGAGGCUGCUUUGCAUGAGAAAGAGAACCGAAAGGGAUAUGAGAUCAAGUUGACCCACCCUAACUGUGACAGCCACGUCUUCGCCGUUGACUUCAAGGAGUGGGCGCAGCUGUGGGUCGAUCACAUCAACAUUAUGGCUAAAGGGUUACCUCCCCCUACCCCCUACCAACACCUGGCUCGCACCAACUUCACCCAGCAGAGUGAACAUGGAAGCAAGAGAAAUAACAAGUAUCAUCGGAACAGGAAGAGAAAUAACAAGUAUCCUCGGAACAGGAAGAUGAGUUUAUGGGACGACAGUACCUCUGAGGGCCGAUCCAAGACAUUAGACUCGUCUGUUUCACAAGGGGCGGGUAAUUUAAACGUGACGACGACUCUUGCUCGGUGGGACUGGAAAACGUUGUUCUACAACUGGACGUUCCCUAUAGACCACUUCAUCAUGGGUCUACGACGACCGGACCUGAAUGCUUCCAACUCCAAUUUGUCCAUGUCCAGCGACGGCUUCGGGCCGGAAGAUGGGAAGGCCAAGAUGCGAGGCAACAAGGUGAUGAGGAUGGGAUCCUUCGCCUACAGGGCAACACAAUUUUAGAGUUUGGGAAAGCAGGUUAUCAGUCACUAGAAGAGUGGGAAGAGGAAAUUGGCAGGUUUGAGUGUUCCCCUUGACAACGACCUUUCAACUUCUGGUAUUGCGGAGGAGCGUUCGUUAUCCUCGGAGAGCGCACCAGCUAACCUUUCAUCAUUCUCUGAUUCUUGCACACCUGUUUUUGACGACCCUGUGUCACCUGAGGUGGCCAUGGAUGUUCCCAACAACACCAAACACCAAGGUUAUCUGAACAUCUUUAGCUCCUUCAACCGGCGACGCUGGGGUAAGCGGUGGUGUCUGGUGAGGGAGAACAUGUUCGAGUGCUACCGGAACGAAAAGUCCAAGCAGUUUGAGCUGAAUCUGUUGUUGAAGAACUGUGUGUUUCGACGCGCCGUGACGGAGACAAACAGCGAAUACGCCCUGAUGCUGCUUGAAGAUGGCAAGGAGAAGAUAACUGUGGAGCCUCUGAGCAAGGAUGAGAUGGGUCCCUGGGUCCAUGUUCUGAUGGCGGAGACGGCAACAGACCACAUCCCCCAAGGCCUCGACGAGUACUUCAACGACGAUAUCCAUUCCAACAACUCAUUCUCCGACCUGUUAGGCUACUCUGUGAUAAAAAGCUGGGAACAUGGUGGCGACAAGUCUCCUAGUUCCAGCAAGGUGAUGGUUGUGAGUCAGGAAGAUAUCCCGGAGGAAGAGAAUGAGGAAGAGCAGUGCAUCGAUGCUUCUCCUUCUUCUCCCCCUCCUGGAAACUGACAAAGUUGUGGAGAAUGGUGACGUAUACACCGAGGUCCAAAAGAAGGGGAAGAACUCUGUGUCGGAACUGUCAGCCGAAAGUCCCGAGGAAUACGAUGAGAGAAAACAUACAACAGAUAGUGGGUUUUAUAGUGUCAAGGGUUCAAACUCGGACAGUGAGAGUGACAGUGGAUGUGUCAUACGGAGUGAGGAAGAAGCUCAGAGCUUAAGUAGUCCUACACAAGAAGAUUCAAAGGAGUUGGUGUCAGCUCAGAGUCCACCCAGCAAGAAGAAAACUGGUGAUGCUGGAUCGGGGUUGCAUAUACGCUUUUGUCUCGACUCCGAGAAUAACAAUGUCAAGGACAGUGGUGAAUAUGAUGCCAUUGAAGUGAAAGAUAAAAAUUCUCUACAGUGCUUUGUAAAUACAAUACCCGAAGAGGCGUCUUCACAUUCCCAGUCUGGGCCGUCAUUGAAAGAGGAAUUAGAACGUGCAAAAAGUGUGGUGAAUGGGAGUGAUUCCAUUGAAAUAUCAAAAUGUGAAAUGUUGAACUCAAGUAGUGACGCUUAGAAACUGUAAAAUCCAACACAGCUUCCAUGAUCAGUUUAUCAGACAAGUUAGAGUACAAUGCCAGUGCAGUGUCUGACUCGGAUGAAGCAGACGUCAUUGCUGAAAGUCAUGAAGACAAACAACAAGCAAAAACUGAACAAUCUGGGAACAGUUUGGAAGAAACUGCUGUAGAUUGUCAUGGAAACGACAACACUUCUUCCAGUUUCCAUGACAACAGUGAGGAUGUACAGCUGACAACUCCAGAAAUCUCAGACACUAAGUCAAGUUCCUCAGCAGUGGAUUUUGACAAAGAUAUACAGCGGAGGAUUGGGAGACUCAGAGAGAAGCUGGUGCAGAUCAAGCACAAAAGAAUUGCUGUUCGAGACAAACGGCAGCGAGUUUCAUCUACCGAGGAACAGAAAGUGUGUGACGAAGAAUACUCAAGUCUAGAUACAGAAUGUCAGGAGACGGACACGGAAAUAUCCGACUUGGAACGUCAGCUGACCACACAAGCCUCUCUGUCAUCUCCAACAUCAUCAUAGCCUCAUCUUCAGCAUAUCCCAUAAUCCAUCACAGCCUCUCAGUCUGAUCAAUCCCAUCAUGCACUGUACGUCUGUCUGUGUAGUUACCUGUGACUGGGCACUGUGGUUGGAGAAUACAUUGAUGCUAUCAAGCAUUUGUUUGGAAUUUGGUAUUGUUUGAAUAUUUCAAAUUAAAAUUCAUCUUUUACUGAUAGUUUAGAUCUUUUAAAAUAUGAUCAUUUUGUUUUAUGAAAUUGAUGAUAUUUUGAAAAGGUUUUCAAAGUUUGGAACUCAGUGAAAUGGUCAGCUUGUGUCUUUGCAAGACACUUUAGGUGACAGUGAUUGUGCUGGGUGUGAACGAGUUGUUCCCCGACAAGCUGAUGUAGUGUGUUCAUCGUCUGCUUCUCCAUGCCUGCAUCAGUGAUGAUGGUGUUCGCGUUUUACACUUGCUUCUCUUGGGUCAGGGACAUACAUAUGAAAGAACGACAGCCAUAAUACUCAGUCUAAUAUAUGGCCAGGUCAUCGACCGCGAAUAACGUGUGAUUGCACAUGGCUGAUAUUCAGAGCUUGCUUUGUUCAAUUUCAGUGUGGUUCGUUUCACAAUGACUCUGCAAUGUAAAUAUCUGAACUCAGUAAUAAUGAUAAUAAUAAUAAUAAUAUGAAUAUCAAUAAUAAUACGUUGUUUACAAUCCAUCCAGGCCGAAGGUGUUGCUGAAUGAGUCAACUGUACAAGAUUGGAACAGAAUGGAAUUCUAAACUCCCUCCAUGUUCAAAUUUCAUAAUACAUAUGCACAAUGCAAAGGUUGUUUAUGUUUUGGAAAAAUAAUAUAUUCAGACUUUGCACAAGAUACCAUAUUUGCUGUAUUCGGCGCCUAGGGCCUACAGACACCCAAACAACUUCUGUAUCCAACUGCAAGAAAACACAAGUGUGUGUGUGAUUGGUUGCUGUGUAACUGUUGCAGAAAAUCUUUGAGUUUCACUGAUGACAAGUUUGUUCUCCACUGCUUGAUCUCCAACAAUAAACUUUGUUUGAUGUGGAUGGUUUUAAUAACACUUUAUCUCUUGUCUGAGACCCUUGGGUGCCUUUCACGGCAAAUAUGGUAAAUUAAUGAUUUUUUUAUGCUCAUGACAUAAGCUAUGCAGAGAAUGUUGACCUGUCAGUCGGUCAUCUUACUGACACCAUCGAAUAUUGCUGUCGUAAUACUCCUGAUGACUUGGUGUUCUGUUUUAGGAAAGUCGAUGUGGGGUAUUGCUUAUGCCACCAGUAACAAUGGCCUGAGUUAUACCUAACAUCGAACAUUUUGAAGUUGAUUCUGCAAAUCAUGAAAUUAAUGCAAAAGAUGUGAGUGUCUGUUGAUCUCAUCUGUAAACUGAUGAUUUAUUGACUGAAUAUACUGGAGUUUAUUGUCAUGUCAGUUCACGAAACUUUGAAACAAUGAAUAAACUCCAAAUAAACAGUAAUCUCGAGUCAGUGCUUGUCCAGAAGAACCUUGUCAAGUGUUGUCAACUGUCAAGGUGAUUGUCAGCCAUGUACAACUGUCUCUUUGCUCUUGGUAAACUUGUCAAGUAUUCUUAUAAUUACAAGGAAACAAAAGAUAGCCCACUGUGUGGAAUAGUCCAGUUCAGUACCAGCGGUUGUGUUGAGUUCACGACUUUGCUCGUUUAGGUUAAGGAUUGUGCUUACCUGUGUAUAAAUACUUGUAAUGUAGAUAUACUCACAAACAUUUUGUGACAUAUUUUAGACGAGAGCACAGAACCUGCAUUGACUUUAUGAAACAUUCAUUUCAUGAUUUACAGUACUUGGCAUCAACGACAUUUAUGAGCAAUAUUAUUAGAACCACCAUAAACCUGACUCGCUCACUCACUCAUGCAAUUGGUUGAUCAGACAGUGUUGUGGGAAGCUGAACUUCUUCAAGACAGAAUGGCACACAGACAUGUUUCAUAUAAACCCAUCGAACCUGAUAAAGGUUUUUAUUUGGUUCUAGGGUUCAUGCAUUGUAUACAGAAAAAGGUGGUGUGACCUACAUGUUUGAUGGCCGAUGACCAAAUGAAGCCAUUUACUUUAUUUACACAAAGUUUUAUUUAUGUUACACAUGAAAUUGCUUUGUUGCACAUGAUUUGAAUUGACAGGAAACAGACAAUAGGAUGAACUGUGUGGAAACUUUUGAUUUAUUUCUUGUUCACAUGUGUAGAUAUGUCAGUGUGGAGAGAAGGAGGGUAGAGAGAAGGUCAAGGUCAAGGAUACAACUAGAACGAGUCCUACUCUUGACCUUUGACCUUUGACCAGGAACAGUUCUACCACUGACUUAUCAGAAUAGUUUUCCCAUGCCUGAGACUAGUAAAAAUCAUAAGUCAGUAAGUCAUAAGUUGUGUUUUUUUUAAAAUAAUCACAACAUCAAUUAUUAUCUUGCACGAUAUCUAGUUGGGGUCAGCAUUGGGUAGGGGGCGGAAAUGGAUCUGGGAGUCUGAAUUUUUGGCCAUUUUCUAGAUGUCUUUGUUCUAUGAAAUGAAUUUCUUGAUUAAUCAUUUCAGGCAAUGUGUUCAGUGAACAAUUUGUUUACGUGUGUGUGCAUCCGCAAUAUAAUCUCAAGACAAUUAGUUUUCUUCCCCGAAAAGCUGGACUCCCCUUAUUUAUGACCGCAACUUGUGUAAGUCACAUGUUACAGUGGUCAGACUUGAUUGGCUCACAGACAGCCUCCCUUUCACUAAGUAACGUGGCCUUGUUGGACAUUUACUAGAGUAGUAUUCAGUGGUAGACAGACCCAUAAUCGUCACCAUUCGGUGACAUCUCGUAGCAGUUUCGAUUUCGAUCACCAAUUAUGAAACAAAAGGUUUAGGAAAUGUAAAUAUUUCCUUUGAAAAAAAUGAUCAGAUAAGAAUUUAUUUAAUACAUUUUGUUUCUAAGAAAGCGUAAAAAAAUCGGUACAUCCAGUUUAAGAUUGGGUAAAUUUUACACCAAAUCUUUACAUUCCAUGGAUGCCUGUAUAUAUAAGAAACCUUUUGUUUGGUAGAGUUGGUUCUGCGAGAUUAUCUUGGGUUGAGUAUUCACUGAAGCUAGUGAGUAGAGUCAAGAGAGCAAGGUGGACUUAGGCCGGUCAAAUAUGCAGACAGAGACUGAAAACAUCACACAUGUUUUGGACAUCGGUCUGACUUGGUAGUUGUGUUCUGAUGGCGGGAACGACUGUGAAAGGGAGGUGUGUUGUGUCGGUGACCAGCGGAGUGAGCUCCAGACAUGAGGGAAGCUGUCAUAAGUUCCGUGUUGGAUAGAUCUGUACAGCGUGUAAAGAAAGACCAUGACAGUUCAUAAACCAUCCUUGGGCGUUGUGUCGCUGUAGAAUAUCUGUUGAGACAGUUUAUACAGUGGCAAUGUGAUUUGCGUGAUCUUUCUGAAGGAACUAUUUUUAUAAAGGAAGUUAACAUUUUCAGUUUUAAUAUAUUCAGGAUGGGGGUCUGCCUGGAAACAUACAGAGUCUUUCCGAUAGGAACUUUUGAACUGCUUCUUCACAGCCACUCACGGACUUGUUUGUUGUAUUUGUGUCCAAAUAUUGGAAGUAUUUUCCUUCAGUUUUCCCUAAUUUACGUCCAUCAGACAUGCUAGGCUGCAGCUUUACUGAAGUUUACAAGUAGCUUUACUGAAGUUUACAAGUAGCUUUACUGAAGUUUACAAGUAGCUUUGCCAAGAAAUGAGGAUACUGUGUCACAGGCAUGGGAAGAUUCAUCUUCUCUCCCAAAUGGGGAUUUUGUUCAUUUCAGGUGCUUUUAUUGAAAUGUGCUAAAAAGUGCUAUUUUAUGAAUUUCAACUUUUGUACAGAAUGAGAGGUAAACAUUCCAGGUUCCUUCAUGUCAUUUGUCACAUCAACAGGGAUGACAGACUGACGAUGAGCCGUAACCAAGGGCGUGGCGGCAGCCUCGGCCGCUGUGAUCCCUGCGUGUUUAUAAGUGACUAUAGACAAUGGAAGCUGGAGGCAGUGUUCGGCAUGUUCUUUGUACAUACUCUUUAUUUGUUUGCUUUGUUUACUGUUUUGGUAACAAGUUUACUGCAGCAUCUACCUCUCUCAACCAGGAAAUAUUCAAUUAUUUCAGUGAUGUUAUACUCAGAGGUUUCGGUUACAACUUUUGCGAUAAUAAUUUCAUAAACAUAAUUAGAUGUCAGGAAGAGUGAAGUUUGCAUAAUACUCAUCUCAGGUCAAUGCACAGCACCUGUGUAAAACAGGCACGUCAUCUAUGCAGUGAAACGUUCUGUGAAGACAUUCAAAGGGAGAUAACUGAAAUCUGCUGUAAUGCACAUUUCACUGUUUCCAUGAUAGCAUAAAAGUAAAAAAAAUAUUUUACGUGGAAAUUUGUUAAAAAAACAUGAUAAGUAUACAUUCUUAGCAUAAUGCUGACUGAGAAACAUAAAUCCUUUGUAUCUGGUUUUUGUGGUUUGGGUUUGAAUGAAUUGAUGAUGCGCAGUAAUAUUGGCUUUUCUUGGGUUGAUUGCAAUUUUUCCCAAAUGUUUUAGAGUUAUCUGCCCUUGCUGUGGACCUAAGUCCAAUUGAAUGUCUGACCCAGCAUGGUGUAAGCUGAAUGUGUAAUGAGAAACAAGAGACUGUUUUCUCGACCGAACCAAGAUUAUUUUUAUUUAAGAUUCCGCCUCUCUCUCUCUCAAUGCGAGGAUUAUUGACUUGAACAGUUUUUGACAUAUUGUAUUGUGACAUUGUUUCAUUCAUGUCUCCUAUCAACAAAUAGACUGUCAAACUUCAUCCAUGAUUCUCGUGUAAAUGGAUGCUCUAUCAAAACGUUUCAACAGCUUUCAGUAAAAGGUUUUCUCCAUUAAGGUUUUAACAGUGUUGUUCAGGUGACAACGUUUUAUUUCAAAGCUUUCAUUAAUUUGUUAUUAUUUUAUUGUCUGGGGAUAAAAGUCGUCAGGCUGUAGAUGAAGUUAUCUGUAACAUAAUUUGAAAUAAGAGUUUUUCACCGCUACAUAGUUUUGCCUGCAAUAAAUACAAGUCAUGUUCCAUUUCAUGUGAAUAUUAUUUGAUCAAAGUUUAUUUUCAUCAACUUUCAUCAAGUAAUUGGUGGACGUGGGAGAUAUAUAGUUAAAGUUUGAAUGUGGAAGAAUAUUUGUUCAUGGAUACUUGAGAGGAAUAUAGUUGCUUUUAGUUUGCAGUGAAACCACUUUUAUAAAAGUAUCACUUUUCUUUGUGUCAGCUCUUGGGAGCUAACAUUGCCAUUUUAGGACCGAUGUCUCUUCCACUUUUAUCAUCUUUUUUAGUAUUUAGUUAACACUAGUUUUGCUUUCAUAGUAUUUACUAAUCUUUGUCAAAUAUACUGUUUGCCUAACAACAAAGUUUGUAUCAAUAAAUUUUGCAAAUCCCAAGGGAGUAUGUUUCAUGAUAAACAUGUUGUUAGGACAAUAUUCUGUUUAGUGUUAUUUUUAUAAACGUUCAUGUUGUACAGAAUAAAUGUGACUGUUCCUUCGAGACGACAGCAUAGUAUUGUGACAGUGGCUUGCUGGAGACGGUUGGUCACUGAUGGUUUUUGUUCAACAUGAUGGGUUUCAGGGCUGUAGUUGGCUUCAUUAUAUGUUGGUUAGUUUAUUGUUCAGAAUGAAUGAAAUUAAAGUUUUAACAGUUUUAUUUGUACAGGAAUCGUCAUUGUUCAUCAUUAAGAGUCCAGUAUGUCAUUGUAGAUACAGUUAUGCUGAUUCUGAGAACCGUGAUAUCUCAGUGUUUUCAUAUUUUAUCUCUUCUUUGUUGCUGUGAAAGUCGUUUGACCAAGUCAUACUUUUUGUACCAUAUGCGGUUGAAUGCCUUGAUAAUUGAGUCAAUGUGUUGGUCAGUGGUGAGCCAUCUUCACAAAGCAGUUUUAGUGCUUCAGCUAAUGUCUGUAUUAGUGUAAACGUAUGUAAAGGUAGUCAUAGUACUAACAUAUCUUUGUUGACCUGGGCCCAGAGUCUUGUUCUCUCAAAGAUCUAAUCCCAGCGCUGUGACUCCUGUAUUACAGACCAUGAAGACCUUAUGCUAAGAUUGCUUUGUUGAACACGGCCCGGAUGUAUCAUUUACAAUUUGAAUCUAACAUUCAGACAUUGUCAGAAGCUUAAUGGGGGAUUGCAGUUUCAGCUUUUCAUUUUCUUUUAAACCAAUCAUCCUCUGAAGGAACAUGUAAACAAGGAAGCUGUUUCCAUGAAGACAAGUUCCUGGAGGGCUCACUAAGCUUGUGUAGCAGUAGGAACAGAUUAUAUUAUGUAGGAACCCAUGUGAAUAUUCUAAUGAUAUGAACAGAGAUUGUAAUCUGUGUUGAGUUAACUUUUACCACCAUGUCAGUUUAUGAGCAGAUCAAAACAGAGAGUUGUCAGUAAGAAUACCAGUAUUACUCUUGUAAACUGACCUGAGUGACUGGUACAUGUAGAGGUAGGGAUUCGGGGUCAAUUUCAAAGGAGUUUAUACCUGUAGAGAAGUCAUGUUAAAACAUUCUGUGGUCAAUCAUCGGGGCUCAGUAAGCCAGAUUGUUUUGGCAGUUUCUGGAUCAUUUUUUCUUUUCAACGUUUUACUGUUAUUUCUGGAAGAAAUUCAUGGAACGUCAUUCACUAUGAGAGCAAGUAUUUUUAAUGAAAUCCUGGCACCUCAGUGGAGGAAUGAUUGGUCUUUGAGCUGAGACGUGACUAUAAAUGGAGGUUUCUUUUUUUGGUUUUGUUGAAUGGAAUGUUACCUGGAGAUUUACCAGUUUCUGUUUCUUGUGAAAUCUUUUUAUAAUGUCCAAAUUCCUUAAUGAUCAAACCACUGCCAGUGAUUAAUAGUAUCCUGAAUGAUUCUAGAUGUUUUUCUUGCUGUGGGGAUCAAAUUUGGUAGAAGUCCAGGAAUCUUGUCAAUACUACAUUCUACAUUGCAGGGUCUUGUAAAACCAGAAAUCCGGAGGUUAUUUCAAUCUACACAUCUUGCCAAGCUUUUGUCAGAAUGGUUCCGCCUUGUAGUAAAUGGUAACAUGGAAAAUAAAUUUACCGGAAGUUGAUGGUUUGAAAUAUUCCAACGAGGACAUGAUUAGUCUUGAAGGUUUGAGAAAAAUCAGUAAGAGAAAGGACAAGCUUCUUGUGUUUAUGCCAUUAGGUCUGGAGGGACAAAAAUCACAAGCCAGUGAAAUACAGACAUUUGUGUACAGGAAUUCUGCAGGCUAUUUAAAGAGGCUCUGAAGGUUAUUUAACAGGGUUCUGUGGGUAUUUUGUUCCAAGGGCCUCUGCAGAUUAUUUAAAGGGGUUCUGCAGGUUGUAUAAAGAUGGGUCAAAAUGACUGAAAGGAGAUACAAAUGUGAAUUAUUCCAAGAAGCCAGUACAUACUAUUUCAGUAUGGCUGUAAGACUUUCAUAAAACUGUGUAAAAGUUUUGGUACAGUACCAGUUACCUCAGAGAGUCCCUUUAAGAAUGUAGUGCUCAGACAGAUAUUUCCUUUCUCUCACAUCCAUAGCCAGGGUCUCUCCAACAACAGUGGAAGCCCUUAACCUGGAUGCCCGAUUAUUACAGAAAAAUUGUCAAGUGACAUGUCUUCAUGACUUGCGUGAUAUUUACUCUGGGUAAUAUCAAUCAAAGACAAUUUGAGGAUACUAGUUUCUGGAACUGUUUUCUAACCCAAAUGACAAUUUUACUCUUAUUGUAGUGUUUCACACAAGUUUUAUGUUUGGUGUUGAGAUUAGGUCAGGGAACACAUGCCCUAGGCAUAUAGGACUGGAAGUUGAUAAUGUUAGUCUCUGACCAAAUCAUGAGAGAGCACAUAGUGUUGAAAUUGUGACUUUUAUAUGUGGCGCCCCAGGCGAAGGAGCCACGGCCAUAUGUCAGCGUCUGUGUAAUGGACCAUCUUUGCAAAUAAAAGACAAAAUCAUUAUGUUA
Molecule: messenger RNA, 11524 nt
Organism: Haliotis rubra (blacklip abalone)
Lineage: Eukaryota; Metazoa; Mollusca; Gastropoda; Lepetellida; Haliotidae
Exons: 20
Cellular component (GO): cytosol
Molecular function (GO): SH3 domain binding
Source: RefSeq, a predicted model, not a curated record